CCCCUCUUAGUCUCCUACCAUAAUCUGUCCAUUCAAGUUACCAAAUGGAAGAUUCAGGGAAGUCUAUCUCCAACGAAACCAGGUCCUCUCUUAAGGAUCAAUCCAACUCAUCGAUUGGAGAUUUUCCCAACAUGAAGGAAUAUCGGUUGGAUGGAAAAAAAUUUCUUCAGUGGGCACAAAUCGUGAGGACGUUUCUUAAAGGAAAAGGGAAGCUCAGUCAUCUGGAAGGCAUUGGUCCAGGACAAAGUGAUCCCAAGUUUCAGACAUGGGACGAAGAAGAUUCCUCAAUUAUGUCAUGGUUGUGGAGCUCAAUGCAACCUGAAAUCAGCAAAAAUUACAUGUUUCUCCCUACUGCCAAGGAGAUAUGGGAGGCUGUUCGUCAGUCUUAUUCAAAAGUUCAAGAUGUAGCAGUAAUAUAUGAACUCAAGACAAAGGCUUCAACAACAAAACAAGGUAACCGUUCUGUUACAGAAUACUACAAUCUCAAGAGAGGACUCUGGCUUGAAAUAGAUCACAAUUUGAAUAUACAGAUGAGGUGUGUUGAAGACACUAAUACUCUCCGAAACCAUAUGGAGAGAGAUAGGAUUUUUGAGUUUUUGGCAGGUCUAAAUGCAAACUAUGAUCAGAUUCGAGUUCAGAUUCUCAGAAAGAAGCGGCUGUCAUCCUUGAAUGAAGUUUUUUCUACUGUAAGAGGAGAAGAAAGCCGACAGACUGUAAUGCUUGAAUACCAACACACCGAAGGAUCCGCCAUGAAAGCAAUUAAGAAGGAAACAAAUCCUGACACAAACAGGAGACCGGAUCUGAUUAAGACAACAGGCAGUGAAGGUUUCUGGUGCAGUUUCUGCAGAAAACCCUGCCAUACAAGAGAAAACUGCUUCAAGCUUCAUGGAAGAACACAGGUGCUCAGCAGAACUCAAAGACAGCCACAAGCGCACAUGACCAGUGAAGGUGAAGCUGCCCCUAUAGAUCAAUACAAACCUGUCUGUGAGGAGAUAUUUAACAGAGAAGAAGUUGGUAAAAUCAGGGCUCUCCUUGACUCCCUAUCUAAGUCUUCUGAUAUGUGUUCAUUGGUCCAGUUAGGACCUAAAAACGGGGAGGACGAUUGGAUUUGCUAAGGAGAAUGGGCUCUAC
Molecule: messenger RNA, 1131 nt
Organism: Rhodamnia argentea
Lineage: Eukaryota; Viridiplantae; Streptophyta; Magnoliopsida; Myrtales; Myrtaceae
Exons: 2
Coding region: 45-1115 (356 amino acids)
Source: RefSeq, a predicted model, not a curated record